AUGUGCGUGUACAAGGAAGGCGUUGUUGCGCAGGGGCUCGUCAAGUUCAGCAGCCGCUACAGGCCCAUCCACCAGCUCUUCAACUUCAACGUAGGUGCAGAGGACAAGUGUGUGCUGUACGAGAAGCUGCUGCUGGAGAGCGUGACGAUGCGCACGGGCGCCAACGUCCACGUCAUUGUGCCGCACACCACCAACUCAUGCAGCGACGGCGGCGACGCAGAAGCAGGUAUGUGGCGGCAUCCCCAUGUGCACGCUGCACAACUUCCUGCACGCAUGGAGUGGGUGCGGGCCAAGUUCACGGACCUGUUUGUGAGUCCGGUAUCGCAGCUGCAGCAGUUCCUGGAGGACCCUGAGGGGUUCAUCUCCUCUCGGGCCUGGAGACGAAGAUUGAGCAGCGCGUGGGUGGCGAGCGGAUCGGCGCCCUGGAACGCAGCGUGGACAUGCUCAAGGCCAUCAAAGACCUCGCCGCACAGCUGCAAGAGAAGCCGACGAUGGAGACGCGCAAAGACCAAGAGUGGAGAGCCCUUUUGGUCAGGCCACAAGAUCUUCCCCGAGGCGCUCGAGUUUGAUCCGCAGAAUCCGCUGCACAAGGCGUUUCUGAUUGCCGUCACCAACCUCUACGCAUGCGUCUUCAAGGUGCACCCGACCAAGUACCCGAGCGAGGAGAACAAGCUCCACAUCAAGCGCACCAGUCUUCCCAGGACAUCAAGAACAUCAAGCAGCCAAGCAGACACGCACUCCUACCCUCGUCUCUCUCAAGCUGCUGGCAGCUGUCCUUCUGCUUCUUCUGAGCAGGGCGGCUACUCCUACGUCAACGCCAGUCCCGAUGGCCGCCUGCUGGUAGCUGAGUCGUUUGUGUGGGGCAUGCACGGGCUGGCGUGCAAGCAGCGCAUGCCCGUCACAGCAACCGACAUGGUGUGGACCAAGGACGGCAAGCACCUCAUCUGCCCCUCUUACUCCCCUACUCCCGCGUGUACAUGUGCGGCCUCGGUGCACAUGAGGCUGAACGCACAGUCAUCUUCGGGGAUCUUUCCUGGCGCUGAACUUGCAUGCGCCGCCGCUUCCGAUGGGACCCUGUGGGUCACCGAGAGGUGGCAGAAGGUGCCCUACGAGUGCAAGCUGCACCGCGUGCCAGACCUCAAGUGCCUGGCGGUUGUGCCGUCCACCUUCGAGCACACGCGCUACAUGGCAGUCACGCCCACCCUGUACAUCGCGGGCAACAAGACGGGCGUCAUCUCUUUGUGGCAGCUUGGUGAGCCAUCGACCUUGCUUGCAGAGUGGAGGGCUGAUGUUGUCGGUAAUGGCGAGGAGACGAUACAAGACGUGGGCGGAGAAGAAGCGAGAGGGGAAGUAGAGGCGGAAACGGCAAGCAAGGAGCGCGUGCGCACUGCCGUGGAUGCGUUGCGUGUCACCCCUGAUGGCCGCUUCCUAGUGACUGCGUCCACCUCCACCGACUUGCGCGUGUGGGAUCUCAGCACCCUCACAUCCACACGAUCAGCAACAACACAACAUGAAGGGACAGCAGCAGUGGCACCAACAACAACAACAGCAACAACAACAACGACACGCCCGUUUGUAUUUGUCGUGCGACUGUUUGCGGACAGCAGCAACAAGCUUGCUAGCGCGUGCGGAAACACAGUGCACGUCUGUGCCAUUGACCACCACCAGCAACAACAACAACAACAGCAGCAGCAGGAGGAGCACCACCAGCAGCAACAACAGCAACAGCACGUAAACGGCAGCAGUGGUGGCGUGAGCAGUGCGCUGACGCGUGUGGCGGUGUUGGAUGACUUGUUUGUGGACGAGGCAGAGCCGAACGCCAACAUGACCGCCGCCACCAUGGCCACCCACCCAACUGAUGACAGCCUGCUGGCGAUUGACACUGCGCGAGAUGACGUGUUUGUUGUGUGUGACGUCGCCGACCACAAGGUCCUCAGCAAGCUCAAAGUGAGCAGAAACGCUCCGGUCAAGUUCGGCGUCUUUGCCCGUCGCAGCAGCAUCUUGUUCGUCAACUCUGUUGAGAGCGUGAUCAAGUGCGACUACAGUACGGGGCAGCACACCACCAUAUUGCAUCGCAAUGACAGAGCAGAUGAUAUGGUCGUGUGCUAUCACCAGCACCCGCUCACUGUUUCAAGCAGCGUUUUGCAAGGCAGGGUUGCCCUGUGGGCGCUGGGACCGACCCUGAACCGCGCCAUGAUCCUCCACACAGCCACCCCAGAUGCCGCCCCUACGCCAUUGUGCCCGUUGUUGUUCCACCAGCAACACCUCCCGCAGAAGCGCAUUGCCGUGCUGCCAUCAUCUGCCAAGCAUUUUGACAUGGCAAAGAAGAUGAUGGAGGCUGCAGCGUUGUCUUCUUUUGUCCUGGACUGCCUAAUCCAUCUGGCAUAA
Messenger RNA from Salpingoeca rosetta, 2388 nucleotides. RefSeq lists its product as uncharacterized. The record is from RefSeq and is a predicted model, not a curated record. Bases 1 to 2388 code for a protein of 795 amino acids. Gene Ontology annotation, molecular function: protein binding; ubiquitin-like modifier activating enzyme activity. Lineage: Eukaryota; Choanoflagellata; Craspedida; Salpingoecidae. The transcript is spliced from 10 exons.